Molecule: messenger RNA, 2347 nt
Organism: Engraulis encrasicolus (European anchovy)
Lineage: Eukaryota; Metazoa; Chordata; Actinopteri; Clupeiformes; Engraulidae
Gene: nol10
Product: nucleolar protein 10
Exons: 21
Biological process (GO): maturation of SSU-rRNA from tricistronic rRNA transcript (SSU-rRNA, 5.8S rRNA, LSU-rRNA)
Cellular component (GO): 90S preribosome; nucleolus; small-subunit processome
Molecular function (GO): protein binding
Source: RefSeq, a predicted model, not a curated record
CAUAAAAUUUUGUUGUUGACUCAACGUGGAAAGCACGGGUGAAAUUACAGAAACCGGUUCUGUUAUUUUUACAGAUUAUUUUUAACAGUAGAAGUAUGAUCGGCGGGUGAUUUGGACAUUUAAAACCAUGCAGGUCUCCACUGUUAACAACGUGAAAAUCUAUAACCUGAGCCAUGGGAAAUCCCUUCCAGAGUGGUUGUCAGACCGGAAGAAAAGAGCUCUACAAAAGCAAGAUGUUGACAUCCAACGAAGAAUCGAACUCAUUCAGGAUUUCGAUAUGCCUACAGUAUGCACUUCACUCAAGGUGUCACGUGACGGCCAAUACAUUUUGGCUGCAGGCACAUACAAACCCAGGGUACGCUGUUAUGACACCACACAGCUGUCCUUGAAAUUUGAGAGGUGUUUGGACUCUGAUGUUGUUGCAUUCGACAUCCUCUCUGAUGAUUACUCCAAGUUGGUGUUCCUUCACAUCGACCGCUAUGUGGGGUUCCACUCUCAGCAUGGCCAUUACUAUAAAACAAGAAUCCCGAAGUUUGGACGCGACUUCUCGUAUCACUACCCCUCCUGUGACCUUUACUUUGUAGGAGCCAGUUCUGAAGUGUUCCGGUUGAACCUUGAGCAGGGUCGCUUCCUCAACUCCCUAGAGACCAGUGCAGUAGAGCACAAUGUAUGUGAUAUCAACCCCAUUCAUCACCUGUUUGCUACAGGGACAAUAGAGGGCAAGGUCGAAUGCUGGGACCCACGCGCCAGGAAUCGUGUGGGCAUUUUAGACUGUGCUCUGGGCAGUGUGGCGGACAACACAGAAGUUGAUGGCUUGCCCUCAGUCACUGCACUCAAGUUCCAUGAUUCCCUGGGCUUGGCUGUGGGCACAAGUACUGGGCAGAUUCUCCUGUAUGACCUGCGCUCAUCGCAGCCCCUGCUGGUGAAGGACCACUACUACAGCCUUCCCAUCCACUCGCUCAACUUCCACGACCAGUUGGACCUUGUCAUCUCUGCCGACUCCAAGAUCAUCAAGAUGUGGAACAAGGACACGGGUAAAAUCUUCUCUACUGUUGAACCCCAGACCAACAUCAAUGACGUGUGCAUGUACCCAAAUUCUGGUAUGCUUUUUACCGCGAAUGAGGAUCCCAAAAUGAACACGUUAUAUAUUCCGGCCCUGGGCCCUGCUCCACGCUGGUGCUCCUUCCUGGACAAUCUGACAGAGGAGCUGGAGGAGAACCCAGAGAGCACCGUCUACGAUGACUACAAGUUUGUCACCCGGAAAGACCUUGAUAACCUGGGUCUUGCUCAUCUGAUCGGCACGCCCCUCCUGCGAGCCUACAUGCACGGCUUCUUCAUGGACAUCCGACUAUAUCAUAAGGUCAAGACCAUGGUUAAUCCAUUUGCCUAUGACGAGUACCGCAAGGACAAGAUUCGGCAGAAGAUCGAGGAGUCCAGGGCACAGCGUGUUCAGCUAAAGAAGCUGCCCAAGGUGAACAAGGAGUUGGCGUUGAAGUUGCUGGAUGAGGGAGAGGACGAGGCCCUGCUGAAAUCUAAGAAGAAGAAGGCCAAGGGCACCACGAGCCUGCUGAGCGACGACCGCUUCAAGGUGAUGUUCGAGAACCCUGACUACCAGGUGGACGAGCAGAGCGAGGAGUACCGGCUGCUCAACCCGCUGGUCUCCAAGGUCAGCCAGAAGCGAAAGAAGAAGCUACGCAUGCUCGCCCAGAUGGAGGAGGAGGACGAGAGGAAGGCCCAGCAGCAGGAGGAUGAGGAGGAGCCGGAGGGCCGCGGCAGCUCGGACGAGGACACCUCGGAUGACGACGAUGACAAGAGCUGGGUGGCCGAGGUGCGCGAGCAGCGGCGGCAGCUGCACUUCGAGAGGUACAACGCCAAGGAGAAGGAGAGGGCCGACCGGCAGCAGGACCGCAACACUGACCUGCGGGACUCAGCCAGCGGCUCCGGUGCGGGUGCCAGGCCACAUCAGGGCCGGGGCCAGGGCCAGUCGCAGGCCCAGCCACGCUUCUACCAGAUCAAAGCCGGGGAAGAGUUCCGCAGCUUUGGGGACGUGGCUCGCAAACAGAAGCUGCAGAAGGCCACCUUAGAGGAGCGUCUGAGGCUGGAUGAGAGCGCGGGGAUGUCCAAUCUGGCCGAUUCGGCCGUUGGCAGCAAACAGCUCACGUUCACACUGAAAAAGUCUGAGAAGCAGCGCUUUCAGCAGAGGGCGGAGCGAGAUCACCAUGAGGAGCGGAGGAAGAUCAGGAGAUCCGCCGGACACCUGCAGACAGGAGGAGGAGGCCGAGGCCGUGGAGGCUGGGGAGGAGGAGGUGGAAGAGGAAGAGGCAGGGGUGGUGGAGGAGGAGGAAGA